This is a messenger RNA of Peniophora sp. CBMAI 1063, 2562 nucleotides long. The record is from the annotation of a GenBank genome assembly. NCBI's taxonomy places the organism in Eukaryota, Fungi, Basidiomycota, Agaricomycetes, Russulales, Peniophoraceae.
AUGUUCAAACGCGCUGGCAGGGGACACGAGGACGGCGGUAUUGCUGGGACACCGCCUGGAGGAGCAGCCAUCCAAUGUCCCGCCUGUCCGAACUUCGACCGAAAUGUCCCCAAGAAUUGGGCAUCUCUCCCGUUCCGGUUUCUCUAUGGUCUGACGGUGUGUCUAGAUGCGAACUUCCGUCUGGUCAACAAGUUCACCCGCUCCACCACUCAGACGGAUCCGAACUUGACAGACGGAAGAGCGUAUAUGGCACCCAGGGAGGAUUUCGAGGCAUAUCUUUGUGAAACAGACAAACGCGUCGCUGAAGAGCGAAGCACUUGUUCGCGCUUUGGUGCGCUAUUUCUCGCCGAUAAGAAGGGUGGGAAAGGUUUACGUACGACGGGUAUCGCCGGCUGCUUCUGCGCACGGCAUGAAUUUGUGAUGCCUCUCGGGCUGGCUACCUUACGGUUUGGAGAGAGAUUCAAUGUCAUGGACUAUGUCCUCUGCGGCGCACUUUCGUACGUAAAGGCCGCAUCAGUCACCGUGUCCUACGACGUCGCUUGUCAGUACUGCAAGAAGCUGCCUGAUCGCUUACGCAAGAUACGAAUGGGACGCGUGGUAUGGGCAGGGGCACAGCGCUUCUUCGAACUAGCCAGUGUCGGCGCCGUCAAUUAUGUUGUGCCAAAGUUUCACCUCUACGCGCACAAAGUCUGGUGUCAGAUACGGCUCGCCUUUCUGUGGCUGCGCGGCACAGGCUUGACCGACGGAGAGACGCCGGAGCGGGUUUGGUCGGGCGCCAAUCCUGCGGCACCAGCCUUGCGCGAAAUGGGUCCUGGCGGCAUGAGUGACAUGAUGGACGACAUGGCAGGCUCCUGGAACUGGCAGAAAACCUGUGGGAUUGCUGACUCACUCAUCCAACGUAUGGAUCGCGCACUCGAUGAAGGCACCACGCAGACCGGUAUCUUCACCGAGUUCACGGAGGCGUUAGAAUAUCAGGACGCUAGAAGGGUGCAAGCGGAACGCGAACGCAUCGCCCUUUGGGAGGCCUGCAAUCAGCUCAAAACAUCGGAUAGGUGUUGUCCCUAUUAUGUUGUACAGCAAAGACAAACCAUCAAGCAAAUCACGCUCUUGACGAAGCUAGACAGAAAGGCCACUGCGCAGGCGACGGCGACGGACGGUGAAUAUAGCUCAAACGAGUUAGCGAACUUCUUGCUGCGAGGCCUUAGGAUCGAAGACGAAAGGGACCGUAUUUCUUCCAAGUACCAGCUUGAUGGAGGGCCUACAUCAGAAGCUAUCAGCCGGACGAACGCCAUCAACGCACUUGCUCUCGAGAUCAACCGUUUCCGCCAGGAUCAGGAACGUGUGAUGCCAUCCACGUACGCCGCGCUCACUCCGGAACAGCGCGAUGUCGAGCGAGAUACGGCGCUGACGGUGGACCUCUACAUGCCGUCCAGCCCUCCUAGUGGCGAUCAGUCGCUCACCACACAAGCAGCACGCGCAAUCGAGGCAAAGCUAAGAUUUGCUGCAAUGGGCGACGAACGGGAGAACCUGCAACAACAAUUACGCUUGAAAGGGUGUCUUUACAGGUUCAGACGCGCCAACAUCCGAGGUCAGCGAGCAUCAACUCGUGCGCUCAGCACACAGGAGGCCAUAGAAGGGGAGAUUCAGAGGGCCGCAGAUGCCUAUCGGCGCCAUCGCGUGAAAUACGCGGCGCUGGAAGGACCUGGGAAGUGGCAAGACGAGAUGCGCGAGUUGCUCGACUCAGACUGUCGUCCUCUAGGAGAUCGGAUGAUCGAACAGAUGGACAAGAUGUCUGAGUACAAUGCCAAGAAGUACCUGACAUUCAGAAAAGGCGGGGAGACGUCAGGAGAUACUCAUCACCAAGUUUCAUGGAUUUGGUACAACACAAAUCUGGACUCGGGAUCGCAUAUGUCAGCCGAGCUCAUGGUGGAAUGGAGCAAAUGCCGUGCCCGCGCUAUUCAUUGGGUCGAGGAAGUGCGAUUACUCGACGCAGAGAUGCAGCGUGUUCUGGACUUCAACGAUUCGGUGGCUCUCGACUGGGAUAGGCGCAAGACUCCAACACUCAAGUCAGCGCUCGGCGUUGGACAGCCGAGCUGGGCUCGAGACGCUGCUUAUUUCGACGGCCUUCGCGCUUACGCCUCCAAGCAGGCGCACAUUCGGCGUGCGCAAGCGGCCAAGUGGCGCGAACAGUUUGCGCAGUACCGAAAGGAUGCUGAGAGAUUUCUAGCAGUCCAUACCUCGGAAGGUCUAUCCAUAGAACCGCUCACGAUGCUCUCUCCGGAAGAGGUGAAGGACAUGAUGAUGCGUACUAGUCGGAGGAAGGUCAAACUCGCGAAGGCCAAACGCGCACGACGCGUGGUCACAGACGAGGGUGAACUCAUACAUAAAGAAGACCUGGAGGAGGACACCGCGGACGAGAGGGAUGUCUCGGAACCCUUGCCGCCAUCAGUGGGUGUUGUUAAGAAGGGCAAGAAGGGCAAGAAGGGCGGGAAGGGCGGGAAGGGCGGGAAGGGCAAGACCGGAGCGGACAUGAACGAACAGGCGGCCGUGGCUACUGGUUAG